Toxotes jaculatrix (banded archerfish) is the source of this 1579-nucleotide messenger RNA. Its product is annotated as phospholipase A and acyltransferase 3-like. Gene Ontology annotation, molecular function: glycerophospholipid phospholipase A1 activity; A2-type glycerophospholipase activity. Bases 376 to 891 code for a protein of 171 amino acids. The record is from RefSeq and is a predicted model, not a curated record. NCBI's taxonomy places the organism in Eukaryota, Metazoa, Chordata, Actinopteri, Toxotidae. Gene Ontology annotation, cellular component: cytoplasm. The transcript is spliced from 5 exons. Gene Ontology annotation, biological process: N-acylphosphatidylethanolamine metabolic process.
AGAAGGACCGUCAAACGGCUUUACACACGCCGAGCUGAGCUGUAAUUUCCACCGAGGGCCUGUGUUUUAUCUGAUGCGAUGUUAACGCUGCAGAAAACCGGCGAUGGAUGACGCAAACACAGGCUUAAUAAUAACUACGUUACUUCGACCACCAGUCGCGUGUAUUGGCUUAGAUUGUUUGCUAAAACUUUGAAACCGUGAACUGAUCUUGGUUUAUCUAUUUGUAUCAAAUAAAAACCUUUUUUUUUUCGGUUGUAGCGCACCUUGUCUAAAUUACAGCACCUUAUCUAAUCAAAAAACGCGAAAAAGCUCCCACGCGUUGAGGUGCUGAAAUUUUUCUGGAAAGUCAAGUUUACAGACAAAAGAAGAACUGAAAUGGCCCCGACUCUGUAUGAUGAGAAACCAGAGCUUGGGGACUUGAUAGAAAUUUUCCGUGGAUCCUACCAGCACUGGGCUGUGUACAUUGGCGAUGGUUUCGUUGUUCACUUGGCACCGCCCUCUGAGACCCCGGGAGCAGGCGUCAACAGUAUGAUGUCCGUCCUAACUGAGAAGGCUCUGGUGAAGAAAGAGGAGCUGUGGGAUGUGGUGGGAACCAACCGGUGGGAAAUAAACAAUAACCUGGACAAGGAGUAUGAGCCUCGCCCAGUUCACAUCAUUGUGAAGGAGGCCUGUGCGCUGGUGGGCAAGGAGCUCCCGUACUGCGUCUUCAGAGGGAACUGUGAGCACUUUGUCAACGAGCUGCGUUACGGCAAGGCAGAGUCCCGCCAGGUGCGUAAGGCAGGAGAAGCAGUCGCGAUUGCAGGAGCGGUGGGGCUGGGUAUUUUCGGCAUCGUGGCUCUGGCAGGAGCUCUGUUUGGAGGCAGCAAAAAAGAAAACAAGAACACACAGUGAUGGAAGUCCUGAUUCGCCUGUUCACUGGCUUGCUUAACAGAUCACCAGCAAAGCCUAACUCGCACUGACCGUGAUCAGUCUCAGUCAACUCAUAACUAAUACACGUACAACUAUUUCUGAGUAAGCAGGAACUCUGUCGGAUUUCUACCUUGUCUACUCAACUUUUCCUCCAUCUAUCCCUCAUGCCUUUUUUAGCUUGAUAAACAGUGAGAGGCUGGUUGGUUUGGGAUCAAAACACUACGUUUUUCAGACUUUUUCAAAUUUCUAUCACUAGCCCAUAUGAGCACAACAAACAGGACUUCCACCAAUUAAGGUGCCAAUAUUAUUAAGAGUUUUAAUAAGACAGUUUGAAGAUGAAUAAAGAUAUUUUUUGGAUUGUGAACAAUGUGAGAUUCAUGAGGGUGGGGUGGGGGGUUCUUUUGUACUGAUUAAAACUUCACAGGAAAACUGCUCACUGAGAAAUGUGAUGGGCAUUUGAAUCAGCUUUUGUUGAUAUCUGACUUUUGUUAGCCAGUGCUUAAUAAGCUAUCUAACAAGAAUAUUUAAUAAUCAAAAUAAACUAAUAUGAUGACAUUGUUACUACAUUUCACAGGAAAGCCAUGUAAUGUCAUGUUAUACCACUUUGUCGUCCACUGACGAUGUUUGUUUCUAAAUGAUUUGAAUAAAGAAUAAUUUGUGUGAACCUUGA